This is a messenger RNA of Fonsecaea multimorphosa CBS 102226, 4257 nucleotides long. RefSeq lists its product as uncharacterized. The coding region runs from base 1 to 4257 and encodes 1418 amino acids. The transcript has a single exon. Lineage: Eukaryota; Fungi; Ascomycota; Eurotiomycetes; Chaetothyriales; Herpotrichiellaceae. Gene Ontology annotation, cellular component: catalytic step 2 spliceosome. Gene Ontology annotation, molecular function: helicase activity; mRNA binding. Gene Ontology annotation, biological process: mRNA splicing, via spliceosome. The record is from RefSeq and is a predicted model, not a curated record.
AUGCGCCUUCAACUGCGGCCGGCGAUGGCUCCAGCCCUAGAUGUGCAAGCCGACGUCAGCAUCCAGGCCGACGACUCUGUCGAUCCGUGGGAAGAGCUGGCUAAAAAGUACUGGUGGGACAGAGACACUGCACCUACCAAGGUCAAACCAGAAGUGAUCAAGGCAGCAAUUUGGGAUCCUCUCGAACAAGGCUCUUUUCCCUUCCACUGCCUCGCAGCUCUUGAAAACUACCAGAUUCUCGAAAGAUUUCUUUGGCCGACCUUCUCGUCAGAGUCUUCCAAUCAUCAUGUCUUGCUGAUCGCGGUCUUCUUCAACGUGAAGCAACGGGCACGUCUCCAUGACUGGUUCUUAUUCGCCGAUCGCCCAGCACAGUUCUCAAGCCUCCUUCGCCGGGUCCUAUCCUUGAACCUCGACUCUUCUCUGUCCAUCUUUCCCCGCUUGUCUCUCCUCCAUUUUGUGCUCGGUGCAUUCCAGUCUCUGGAAAAUGAACAGGUGCGCAAAGAGUGCGCCCCACUUGUGUCGAUUUCAAUAUGGCAUAAUCUACACAAUGAAAAAACAAGAGAAGGACUUCUGGAGGCGACUCCAGCAAGAAAGAAAGCAUGGAGGGCCGCUGCGCGAAGAUAUGAUGCAGCAGAUCCAGAAACUCAAAGCCGUUUGCGGUUCGAUCGAGCAUGGCUGUAUACGAUGCUGAUCGACUUCAUUGCAAGGCUCAACGCGUCGAAGCUGGUUCACUCUCAAGAAAUGGUCUACUUUGAGCGGUUUUUGGAAUUCUUGGUCGACCUGACAAGUCAAUUGCCCACAAGACGGUAUACAAAUCCUCUGUUGAAAGACGUCAACAUCAUCCCCAUAAUUCGAACGUCAAAGGUGUAUCAGAGAGAGGACGCAGUUCUUCUGCGUGACCUAACCGAUCUUCUCGAACAUUUCCAGACCUUUGCGAUAGAUGAACUGGGAGGCGCAGAAGAAAGACGUGACAGCUUGCGCAGGGGACAUUAUCAAGCAUUGGAGAGGCUGCAGCGAGUAGCACUCCAAUAUUUUGGAGACAAAUUGAAGGUUCUGGCACUGUCGAACUUCGGUAGCAUCGACAAAAGAAGCGAGCUAGAGUCUCACUUUUCUGCGUUGACUGAUGCUGAAAUGCAGGAGCUAUGUACGCAGCUUGAGUUUCGAACUAGCUAUCCCCCGGCUGCUGGAAUUACCGCGACCCGCGCAAUUAUGAUGGAGACACUCUUGUCAUCCUUCACCAAGCCUCGAGAUUUCCGUGAGGUUGUCGCCCAGUUAGCAGUUCUGCCGACAGCAAUCUCACUAUAUGACCCAGCGUUGCUGAGGAACGAGCACUACGAUGGCUCCCGGCCGCUUGGACUUCCCAAGUUGAACCUGCAAUACCUCACCAUCAGCGACUUCAUGUGGCGAUCGUUCCAGCUCUAUCAGGCCGAAGCAUUCUAUGGUAUAAGGAAGGACAUGGAAGGCAUUGUGAAGCGAAUGAAGCCCAAAAUAGGCCGAGAUCGGAACAGCACGGUAUUCGAAGGGUUCUCGAAGAUGGCUCUUCCGAUCGCAGAGCCUGCCGUCAUUGAAGUCGGUCCACCGAAAGUUGGUAACCUCAAGCCCAGCUUUGUGAGAGUGGAAGUCAUACUGGACGUCAGUCGCCUCACGGACGUUAUCAGAAGAGAAUGGGACAAUCUUAGACCGCGUGACGUUGUAUUUCUCCUAGCGGUGAAUGCCACCAACGGUUCCCAACUUCUUACCAAUGGUCAUUCUAUCGACCAAGGCAGCGAACAAAGAAUGUUCACCAGUCUCAGAGCGGCCGAAGUCGUCCAUGUCCUGGACGAUGACGGGCGAGCUCUCAGAGGUACGCAAGCAAAUGGAUAUACCUCGAGGCCUAGACGGAGGCGUCUGCUGCUUGACUUGGAUGCAAGUGCCUACGCUGUCGACAUGCAGAAACCAGGCCGGGUCGUGUCAGAACUCGCAUCUCUGAACGUUAUUGCUCGCAGGCAAGGACGAGAAAACAACUUCAAACCUGUUCUGGAGACUAUCCAAGCUCUGGUUUCCUUGGAGACUGUGCUUCCAUCGUGGCUGCAAGAGGUCUACCUAGGCUAUGGUGAUCCACGGGGUGCUUCAUUUCCGUCACUUUCGAAUCACAUCGAAUCCAUAGACUACCUGGAUACAUUUCUUGAUUGGCAGCAUCUCCUAGACAGUUUUCCGGGGAAGACUGUGGAUACUGGCGCUGGUCACUCCACUCCCAUCGAACCACCUUACGUCCUUCAACGCGCGAUGAACACUUCGGCCGAGCCCUCAGCAAACCCGAAGAAGCGACGUCGCGAUCAAAUGGAGCAAGACUCAUCUAUGGUCAAAGUUUCGACCUACAAACCCCGCAAUACUGGACCGUAUCCAAUGGACGCCCCGAGGAAGAACACGAUACGCUUCACGGCGAGGCAGGUAGAAGCUAUUGUAUCUGGAACUCAACCUGGGCUUACUAUUGUCGUUGGACCUCCCGGGACGGGCAAGACCGACGUUGCAACUCAAACCAUCAACUUACUCUACCACAACUUUCCAUCGGAACGCAUCUUGCUUGUUGCUCACAGCAAUCAAGCGCUCAACCAGCUUUUCCAGAAAAUUAUCGCACUUGAUAUCGACCCUCGCCACCUGUUGCGAUUGGGGCAUGGUGAAGAGGAUCUGGACUCGGAGGCGUCCUACGGUAAAUACGGUCGGGUGGAGUCUUUCCUGGAGAACCGCCAAUUCUAUCUGUCUGAAGUCAGCCGUCUUGCGGCUUCAAUUGGCGCUGAAGGAGCACAUGGCGCUUCGUGUGAGACUGCCGACUAUUUCAAUCAAGUCUUCCUCAGACCUGCUUGGCAACGAUUCUGGGAUGUCGCCAAUGCAGAAAAUGCCAAUCUCGAGUCCGUCCUCAGUUCUUUCCCCUUCUACAAAUACUUCAGCAACGCGCCUGUUCCAACGCUGUUCCCUCCGGAUGCUACGACGGAAGAAGCGCGGGAGAUUGCGUCCGGCUGUCAGUAUCAUAUUGAAAAGAUCUUCUCCGAACUGGAGUCGAUCCGACCUUUUGAGAUUCUGCGCGCUGGUCGCGAUCAAGCAAAUCACCUCUUGGUAAAUGAAGCACGAAUCAUUGCCAUGACAUCCACACACGCAGCCAUGAGGAGGUCCGAAAUAGCUGAAUUGGGCUUUCAUUAUGAUACUUUGAUCAUGGAAGAAGCAGCACAGAUCACCGAAAUCGAAACCUUUAUUCCAUGCGUGAUGCAAGACCCGGACCUGAAGACCGGCGAAGUGCCCUUGAAGCGGAUCAUUCUCAUAGGAGAUCAUCUGCAGAAUUCCCCAAUCAUCCAGAACAUGGCUUUGCGCCAGUACGCCAACUUCGAACAAUCCCUUUUUCUACGUCUCGUCCGCCUGGGCGUCCCUACCAUCCACCUCGACCAACAAGGUCGUUGUCGCCCUUCGAUCGCCAGCCUCUUCAAAUGGCGCUACAACAACUUGGGUAACUUGCCCCACCUCGUCUCGCAGCCGGAAUUUUCACGCGCCAACGCGGGUUUUCGCUAUGACUACCAAUUUAUCGAUGUCCCCGACUAUCAAGGAGCUGGCGAACGCGAACCCACACCGCAUUUUAUUCAAAAUCUCGGAGAGGCGGAAUAUGCAGUGGCGUUGUACCAGUACAUGCGCCUCCUUGGAUAUCCGUCGCACAGCAUCUCUAUCCUCGCUACAUAUGCUGGUCAGAGGUCGUUAAUCCGUGACGUGCUAGAACACAGGUGCAAGAACAACUCGCUUUUCGGUAUGCCGAGGAUCGUGACAACUGUCGACAAGUAUCAAGGCGAGCAAAAUGACUACGUCAUCGUGAGCAUGACAAGGACUCGGUCGGUGGGAUAUCUUAGGGACAUCAGGAGAUUAACUGUCGCCUUGUCCCGCGCAAGGCUCGGAUUGUAUAUCCUUGGUCGAAAGGAGCUCUUUGCAAGCUGCUUUGAGAUGAAGCCGGCCAUGGAUAUCUUGUUGCAAAGACCGGAUAAACUCGUUGUGACCACUGGGGAGGUGUUUUCUACAGCUCGCUUGCUCGAGGAAGAAGUGGUAGAUAUAUCGGAGAUGGAAGGCGUGGAGCACCUUGGCCAAUAUGUGUAUGAUAUGACGCAGGCGAAACUUGCGGCUUUGGGCGGACAGGUCAACAUUCAGAUAGAGAAGGACGAGCAAGAUGGCUAUGUGGCUGAGGAGCCGGAGGGUCUCGGCGCAGACGUAGGAGAGGAGGAUCCGUUGCACGAGAUGGAUUAA